ACAUCUCAUUCUCAUUCAGUUUCCCUCUUAUCUCAGGCCUUCUCCAUCUAUCUUCUGAAAAUAAACUUAAUAAAGCAGAAUGAGAAGUGAGCACAGAGAUCAUGAGGCAACCAUACAUGGUUCAGGAGAGUGGUUGAGUUUAGGUAUGGGAGGAGAAAGCACGCCUUCAAACCCUGCUUCUCCCAAGUUGUUUUCAUGUAAUUUUUGUAUGCGAAAAUUUUACAGCUCUCAAGCAUUAGGUGGCCACCAGAAUGCUCACAAGAAGGAAAGAGGUGCAUUGAAAAAGUACAACUUGGUGGGUAUGGCAUUCCAUAAUCCCAUGUUAAGGUCUAUGGGUGUUAUACACCAUGGAAUUAUGCAUGGUCAAGGGAGGGAUAAUGGAAAUGGAAGUAUAACAGUGACAAAGUUUGGGAAGCCUCCUAAUACAAGGUUGUCUGUGUCAGGGCUGUCUGAUCCAAUGGACAAAACAGCAGACUCAACAUGGCCAAGAAGUUUUUGGUUCAAUCCUCAAGAAGCAGAGGAGCAGUCCUCCUCCUAUCCUAAUAAGCUAGACCUAAACCUGAAGCUGUAAAUAUUGAUUUGACUAUCUUUCUGCUGUAAAUAUUGAAGUUGAAAUUAUUACCAUUGUUCCAAAAGGUUGAAGCCUGGAUAAGAGAUUGGAAAGUAAGGAAAUGCCAAGGAAAACGAUUUUUAUUUUCCGAAUUACUCCACAAAGGGCAAAGGAACAAGAAAUAUGAUUACUUUUUAAUAAUUUAUUUUACAAAAUAUAAGAUUGCUUAGUAUUUAUAUGACAAAAAUUGACAAACAAAGUGAAUCCGUCUUUGAAGUUAAAUUUGAAUUCCUCACUACAAUAUUUCUUUCCAAACUAUGUUUCAAAUUAGUUGCCCGUGAUUACUGUAGUAUUAC
This is a messenger RNA of Cuscuta epithymum, 906 nucleotides long. Lineage: Eukaryota; Viridiplantae; Streptophyta; Magnoliopsida; Solanales; Convolvulaceae. The record is from the annotation of a GenBank genome assembly.